CAGUUCAGUUAUAUAUACCAUCUCUCUCGCUCUCUCUCUCUGAAUCAAAAGCUAUUGAAAAAAGGAAAAACUACAUACAAUGAAUCCAAACGUGGGAGAUGUCUUAUCUGAAAAACACAUUGCUGAAUUUCAAGAAGCUUUUUGCCUAUUGGACAAAGAUGGUGAUGGGUGCAUUACCAUUCAAGAACUGGGAACUGCCAUCAAGUCAUUGAGUGUAAAUCCAACACAAGAAGAAUUGGAAAACAUGAUCAGCGAAGUCGACACCAACGAAAAUGGGACCAUAGAAUUCGGAGAGUUCUUGAAUCUCAUGGCAAGAAAAAUGAAGGAAAAUGAAGCAGAUGAAGAACUGAAAGAAGCUUUCAAGGUGUUUGACAAGGAUCAAGAUGGCUACAUUUCACCUAACGAGUUGAGGCGUGUAAUGAUGAAUUUUGGAGAGAAACUGACAGAUGAAGAAGUGGAGGAGAUGAUUAAAGAGGCUGAUUUGGAUGGAGAUGGUCAAAUUAACUACGAAGAAUUCGUCAGGAUGAUGCUGGCCGUUUGAUCAAAUCAUAUAUAUCUAUAUAUAUCAGGACUCAUUGAUUAAAAUUAUACAUAUAUAUAUAUAUAUAUAUAUAUUUUGAGAACAAGAAAAUCAAUUCCACGAUGUAUCAUAAUUGUGAAAUACUUUUCUAAUAUAUGUAUGUUUGGUAAAGACUUAGUAUAUA
Messenger RNA from Tripterygium wilfordii, 704 nucleotides. RefSeq names its product calmodulin-like. Bases 80 to 541 code for a protein of 153 amino acids. The transcript is spliced from 4 exons. The record is from RefSeq and is a predicted model, not a curated record. Lineage: Eukaryota; Viridiplantae; Streptophyta; Magnoliopsida; Celastrales; Celastraceae. Gene Ontology annotation, molecular function: enzyme regulator activity; calcium ion binding.